Messenger RNA from Megalops cyprinoides (Indo-Pacific tarpon), 1584 nucleotides. It is a transcript of the gene dimt1l, whose product is annotated as DIM1 dimethyladenosine transferase 1-like (S. cerevisiae). Gene Ontology annotation, cellular component: mitochondrial matrix. The record is from RefSeq and is a predicted model, not a curated record. Gene Ontology annotation, molecular function: rRNA (adenine-N6,N6-)-dimethyltransferase activity. NCBI's taxonomy places the organism in Eukaryota, Metazoa, Chordata, Actinopteri, Elopiformes, Megalopidae. Gene Ontology annotation, biological process: rRNA methylation. Bases 93 to 1013 code for a protein of 306 amino acids. The transcript is spliced from 12 exons.
GCACAUGUUGUAAAUACUGUAUUGCACGUUGGGUAGUUAGAAAGUUAAGAUUUAAGGUAAAACACGUUAGAAAAUCAUCACAAGAUUGAAACAUGCCGAAAGUCAAAGCAGAGAAGAAGUCUAGACAGCACCGGGAGGUUACAAGUCAAGGAAUAAUGUUCAACACCGGCAUUGGGCAGCACAUUCUGAAAAACCCUCUGGUGGUCAAUGGUAUCAUUGAUAAGGCAGCGCUUAGGCCAACAGAUGUGGUGCUGGAGGUUGGCCCUGGUACUGGUAACAUGACGGUCAAACUGCUGGAGAAAGCUAAAAAGGUUAUUGCUUGUGAGCUGGACACUAGACUUGUGGCUGAACUUCAGAAGAGAGUACAGUGCACUCCAAUGCAGACCAAGCUUCAGGUCUUGGUGGGGGACGUUCUGAAGACAGACCUGCCUUUCUUUGAUGUUUGUGUGGCCAACCUGCCCUAUCAGAUCUCAUCACCGUUUGUGUUCAAGCUGUUACUUCACAGGCCAUUCUUCAGGUGCGCGGUGCUGAUGUUCCAGCGAGAAUUCGCUAUGCGGUUGGUCGCGAAGCCUGGUGACAAGCUUUAUUGUCGGCUGUCUAUAAACACCCAGCUGUUGGCCCGUGUGGACCAUCUCAUGAAGGUGGGAAAGAACAACUUUCGCCCUCCACCUAAAGUGGAAUCCAGUGUAGUCAGAAUAGAACCAAAGAACCCCCCACCACCAGUUAAUUUCCAGGAAUGGGAUGGUCUUGUCAGAAUAGCAUUUGUAAGAAAGAAUAAGACUCUCAGUGCAGCAUUCAAGUCCACAGCAGUUGAGCAACUGUUGGAAAAGAAUUACAAAAUUCACUGUUCUGUGCACAAUAUUGAAGUACCACAGGACUUCAGCAUUGCAGAAAAGAUAGAGAGCAUUCUUCAGGAAAGCAAGUUCAGUGAGAAACGAGCUCGAUCCAUGGACAUAGAUGACUUCAUGGUACUUCUCCACGCCUUUAAUUCAGCCGGGAUCCAUUUCUCAUAAGUGGCAAAAUCAGCAAAAAAAGCGAUCCCAGCAAUGGAGUGAUUUUUAUGGACUACUGGAAUCUGCUGAUUCCAACCAGAUUUCUUCAUAUUUUGCCUUCUCAGAAGAGCGUGUGAUCUGUGAAAUCACGUAAUUUCAUGUACAUAAAACUGUAUGUGCAAUGCUGUUUCUCCCAAGUUGCACUCCUGGUGGUUCUGGAGGAGUGGUUGUUAUCCUGGAAUGCUGGAGGUGACUCUGGUUUGUGCUUUCAUCCUGUAAUUACAUAAUUGCAUCAUCAUCAGGCUACAUUACCAUGUGCUGAAAGCAUUCAACAUUUUGCCAUUUAGAGAGACUUGGAAAAUCUCUGUUUACUCUGUAGCUGGUUGACACCUGUAAUACCAGGUGAUCUGCGAUUUCAUCCCAUCAUUGGCCUCAGUCCAGUAAUCAGGGAGUGAGGUGAAAUGCUCAACAAAAAAGGCCAACUUGUUAGCCAGGUGGCUACCGCUUAUGUGCUCCUCGUGGAUCAGAGGGUCUUUUGGAACUCGUUAUUUGUACAGGAAGUUGACUGUGACAAGAAAUCAGCAUAACAGAG